Messenger RNA from Nezara viridula (southern green stink bug), 2765 nucleotides. The record is from the annotation of a GenBank genome assembly. Lineage: Eukaryota; Metazoa; Arthropoda; Insecta; Hemiptera; Pentatomidae.
CAGUAAAAUGGUCAGCUGUCUGAGAGGCUCCCCACUUCUCUAAAUUUUCCUUUAGGUUUGGCCAAAUCUUGGGGGUAUACAACUGACACUAAUUUUAUUUUGUCUGAUAUUUCUUAUCGGUAUCAUCCAAGAUCGUAAUCGGUCUUAUUAGCCAAGAAAAUCUGAGGUACCCUUUUUAAGUUACCAGAGUGGCUAGGCUACUGUACAGUUUAUUAACGAAGAUGUCCAGUACAAUAGGACAUCUCAAUGUUCAAGACAGAAUGAUGAUCAAAAAAAGUUCAUUACAAGAUAAGAAGGGAGGAAACACUUCAGACACAGAUGGAAGUGAUAGUAACAGCCUGUCACAAGAAUCUUUAGCAGAUAAGCCUAGUGCAUCUUCUAGCAAGCAUUUGCCUAGGAGGACUUCGGAGUGGGAAAUUCUUGAAGGCCUUAAGGAUGGUCAGCGAUAUGAGAAGAAGCCAGAACCUUUCAAAGGAUAUCUCCAGAAAAAGAGAAAAUGGCCACUAAAGGGUUGGCACAAGAGGUUCUUCAUUUUGGAAACUGGAAUAUUAAAAUAUGGAAAAAGUCCUCAAGAUCUAUCCAAGGGUAAAAUUCAUGGCCAGGUGGAUAUUGGGCUGUCCGUUAUUUCGACGAAGUCUAAGAGGAAAAGAAUUGAUAUAGAUACAGAAGAGUUUAUAUACCAUUUGAAGGCAAAACAGUAUGAAGUCUUUGAGGAAUGGAUGGAACAGCUCAAAAACCAUCGUCUUUACAGGCAGCAUUUGUUGACUUUUGGUUCACGUAUUACAUCCACUGAUGAUGAUGAAAUUCCAUUAAAACAGCCCUUAACUAGGAAAUUGGCUAAUGAAGGCUCUCCUGCUCAAAGGCUACAAUGGGUUCUUGAUGGACCAUUACAGGUUGCAAUGACUGAGCUGAACCAUACUCAACAAGCACUGAACCAACUGUCAAAGAUUCUGGACAAUAUGGAGCAUGGAAACCCUGAUUCAGAGAGCAUAAUUGAGGGGUUUUCUCCCAAUGUCAAGAAAGAUAGGAAACGAUUUGGAUUAAGGAAGAAGAAAAGUAACAAAGGAAGCUCAGUUGACCUAACUUCUUUCAAUAGAGAUGAGCACAAUCCUCAGACACUUAGUCCUGGAGGUUCAAUCUCUAACAGACCUUUAUCAGGUGAGCAGAACCCAGGUGCUGCUUUACCUAUUGUGGAUUUAUCCAGUGCUUCUGAUUUCUACAUAUUGGCCAAAGAUAUAUGUACAUCCCUUAAAUCAGUGAUCUAUACUCUCCAGACUGAGAAAGAGAAAUUAAAAGGUUCAUCUGAUGAGAAACUAAGAAACUUGCUGUCCACUAUGGUCCAACAAAAUACAGAACUUAGGACAAGGCUGAGUCAAGUUCAUAAGCAAUCAGACACAUCUGACAUCCCUGACGGAAUUCAAACCAGGUCAUUGAAGUCCUCCCUUAGCUAUAGUUCUUGUGCUUCAGAAUACCUUGAUGCAAAAGAAUCCCUUGAACAAAGUGAAACAUCUUCUCCAGCGGUCUCGUCAGAGGAUCUAUCUGAUUCAUCAGCUAUAUCUGACUUAGCUGACUCAGAAUACAAUGCAACUAUUGAUUUUCCUUCAACAGUAAAUGAAACAGCUAACCUAACUGGAAGAAGGUCAACUCUUCCAGUCCCUAGGCCAAGUACUGAGGGGCUAUCAUUAUGGAAUCUUCUUUCCAGAAACAUAGGCAAGGACCUGUCCCAGGUCUCCAUGCCUGUUGCUCUCAAUGAGCCUUUAUCCAUGUUACAGGUUGCAAUGACUGAGCUGAACCAUACUCAACAAGCACUGAACCAACUGUCAAAGAUUCUGGACAAUAUGGAGCAUGGAAACCCUGAUUCAGAGACACUUAGUCCUGGAGGUUCAAUCUCUAACAGACCUUUAUCAGGUGAGCAGAACCCAGGUGCUGCUUUACCUAUUGUGGAUUUAUCCAGUGCUUCUGAUUUCUACAUAUUGGCCAAAGAUAUAUGUACAUCCCUUAAAUCAGUGAUCUAUACUCUCCAGACUGAGAAAGAGAAAUUAAAAGGUUCAUCUGAUGAGAAACUAAGAAACUUGCUGUCCACUAUGGUCCAACAAAAUACAGAACUUAGGACAAGGCUGAGUCAAGUUCAUAAGCAAUCAGACACAUCUGACAUCCCUGACGGAAUUCAAACCAGGUCAUUGAAGUCCUCCCUUAGCUAUAGUUCUUGUGCUUCAGAAUACCUUGAUGCAAAAGAAUCCCUUGAACAAAGUGAAACAUCUUCUCCAGCGGUCUCGUCAGAGGAUCUAUCUGAUUCAUCAGCUAUAUCUGACUUAGCUGACUCAGAAUACAAUGCAACUAUUGAUUUUCCUUCAACAGUAAAUGAAACAGCUAACCUAACUGGAAGAAGGUCAACUCUUCCAGUCCCUAGGCCAAGUACUGAGGGGCUAUCAUUAUGGAAUCUUCUUUCCAGAAACAUAGGCAAGGACCUGUCCCAGGUCUCCAUGCCUGUUGCUCUCAAUGAGCCUUUAUCCAUGUUACAGAGGAUGUGUGAAGAACUAGAAUAUUCUGAGCUAUUAGACAAAGCUUCUGAGUUAUCUGACCCCUUUGAGAGGAUGGUUUAUGUAGCAGCUUUUGCUGUGUCUGCAUAUGGUUCCUCUUAUUUUCGUGCUGGUUCAAAACCGUUUAACCCUCUUUUGGGGGAAACUUAUGAGUGUAUCAGGGAAGACAAAGGCUUUAGAUUCAUUGCAGAACAAGUAAUUUCAAAGAUUUUUUGCUCUAUUUAA